AUAAGUUAGCAUGGUGACGUGCUCGGCCCUUUUCUGACGUCCCCUAAGGACUUAUUGGACACUAUCGUGGCUUGUUUAAGGGUGUUUGGGGGCCGUUUGAACUUCUCUGACGUCUGCCCUCGACGUGUUUUGACAAAAAAGGGAGGCGGCGGAGCAAGCCCUCGGCAGCCAUCUUUGAAAGUGCCUGCCGCUGCGAGGGUGUUUCGAGCCUUCUGGCAACCCACUCACUUCUUUUCGCAGCCAUCUUUGGAGCCGCCUGCCGCUGGGAGUGAUUCCGGCAUUCUGGCAACCCAGUCACUUCUUUAGGGUGGGGAUUUUUUUUUCUUUUUAAAUGAACUGCGUUGUCUUCACGUUGCCAUCGUUUGACAGUUUAAAGAACUGCAAGAAUCCGACGCGCUAAUUCGCCACCGUGGAGAUGACAAGAAAGUUGUGACCACGUAUGAGACCGCUGUCCUGCAGAUGAGCCGUCGGUGGGGGCUACCUAGUCGCUGUCGCAGACCCAGAUAGUUUGGCGGCAGCGGCAUUUCCCCCCACCCCCCCACCCAUCUCUCCAUUAUGCCCAAUAGCAGUCGGGCGGGGAGCCUGAAGGACCCCGAAGUUGCUGAGCUUUUCUUCAAGGAAGAUCCGGAGAAGUUCUUCACAGAUCUGCGUGAGAUAGGACAUGGCAGCUUUGGAGCUGUGUAUUUCGCACAGGAUGUGCGAACUAGCGAGGUGGUGGCCAUCAAGAAAAUGUCUUACAGUGGAAAGCAGUCCAGUGAGAAAUGGCAAGACAUUAUCAAGGAGGUAAAAUUCUUGCAAAGAGUACAACAUCCAAACAGCAUUGAGUACAAAGGCUGUUACCUGCGAGAGAACACUGCAUGGCUGGUGAUGGAGUAUUGUCUAGGCUCUGCUUCCGAUCUAUUAGAGGUUCACAAGAAACCCCUUCAAGAAGUUGAAAUAGCUGCAAUAACCCAUGGUGCUCUUCAAGGUUUGGCUUAUCUUCACUCCCACAACAUGAUUCACCGAGAUAUCAAGGCAGGAAACAUCUUACUGACGGAGCCAGGCCAGGUAAAACUCGCAGAUUUUGGCUCAGCCUCCAUCGCCUGCCCAGCCAACUCUUUUGUUGGGACACCAUAUUGGAUGGCCCCUGAGGUGAUCUUGGCUAUGGAUGAGGGCCAGUAUGAUGGGAAGAUAGACAUCUGGUCUUUAGGAAUAACUUGCAUUGAAUUAGCUGAGAGGAAGCCUCCACUUUUCAAUAUGAAUGCAAUGAGUGCCUUAUACCAUAUAGCACAAAAUGAGAGCCCCAUGCUGCAGUCCAGUGAAUGGACUGAGUAUUUCAGAAACUUUGUAGAUUCUUGCCUACAGAAAAGUCCACAAGAUAGGCCAAACUCCGAGGAGCUCUUGAAGCAUGCGUUUGUCCAACGUGAGCGUCCUGAAUCAGUUUUAAUGGACCUUAUAAAUCGGACGAAAGAUGCGGUGCGAGAGCUGGACAAUUUGCAAUAUCGCAAAAUGAAAAAGAUUUUGUUUCACGAAGCCCACAAUGGCCCCACCAUUGAAGCUCCAGAUGAAGAGGAGGAACCAGAACACAGUGUGGGUAGAACGGGUACCGUGAACAGUGUGGGGAGCAACCAGUCCAUUCCGAGUAUGUCAAUUAGUGCCAGUUCCCAGAGCAGCUCUGUCAACAGUCUGACAGACGCCGGCGAUGACAAAAGCGAAGUGGACAUGGAGGGAGACCACACAGUCUUGUCUAACAGCUCUGUCAAACAUCUCAGACGGGAGAAUGCAGCUAAUAAUCAAGAUUCAGAACCCCACACUCGGUCAAAUGAGCCUCAGUCCCAACCCGCAAACCCUCCUCGGCCAAAACGGAACCGAGAACACUUUGCAACAAUUCGCACAGCCUCAGUGCUCACUCGCCAGAUUAAGGAGCACGAGCAGGACUCUGAAUUGAGGGAGCAAAUUUUAGGCUACAAGCGCAUGCGACGGCAGCACCAGAAGCAGUUGAUGGCCCUGGAGAACAAGCUGAAAACAGAGAUGGAAGAGCACAGACUACGCCUGGACAAGGAACUGGAGAACCAGAGGAACAGCUUUUUUCAGGAGAUGGAUAAACUGAUCAAGAAGCACCAAGGGUCCAUAGAGAAAGAUACAAAAACAUUUAGCAACGAUGAGAAGAAAUUCCAACAACACAUUCAGAGCCAGCAGAAGAAGGAACUUAAUAGUUUCCUCGAAUCACAGAAACGGGAGUACAAACUUCGCAAGGAACAACUCAAAGAGGAGUUGAAUGAAAACCAAUCAACACCUAAGAAGGAGAAGCAGGAGUGGUUGUCCAAGCAAAAGGAGAAUUUCCAACACUUCCAAGCAGAAGAGGAGGCCAACUUGCAGCGCAGACAAAGGCAGUAUCUGGAACUGGAGUCCCGCAGGUUCAAACGUAGGAUCUUGAUUGCUCGCCACAACAUUGAGCAGGACUUAGUGCGUGAGGAGCUUAACAAACGGCAGACUCAGAAGGACUUGGAACAUGCCAUGCUUCUACGACAACACGAAUCCAUGCAAGAACUGGAAUUCCGCCAGCUGAACACUAUCCAGAAGACAAGGGCCGAACUCAUCCGCCUGCAGCACCAGACAGAGCUCACUAACCAGCAGGAAUACAACAAGAGAAGGGAGCGAGAACUGAGACGGAAGCACGUCAUGGAGGUUCGACAACAACCCAAGAGCCUCAAGUCCAAAGAGCUACAAAUCAAGAAGCAGUUUCAGGACACCUGCAAAAUCCAGACGCGGCAGUACAAGGCACUGAGGAAUCAUCUGCUGGAGACCACACCAAAGUCAGAUCACAAGGCAGUGUUGAAGCAACUGAAACAGGAGCAGCACCGCAAACUCGCCAUCUUGGCAGAGCAGUAUGACCACUCCAUCACUGAGAUGAUGUCCACUCAGGCUCUUCGUCUUGAUGAGACUCAAGUAGUACAAGGCCAAGGCCUCCGGAUGCAGCUUCAGCAAGAGCUGGAGCUUCUUAACGCCUAUCAGAGCAAGAUCAAGAUGCAGACAGACGCACAGCACGACCGUGAAAGGAAAGAGCUGGAGCAAAGGCUGUCGAUACGCAGAGCGCUGCUGGAACAAAAGAUCGAAGAGGAGAUGGUGUCCUUGCAGAAUGAUCGUUCGGAGCGAAUCCGAAGCCUGCUGGAACGUCAAGCACGAGAGAUUGAGGCUUUCGACUCAGAGAGCAUGCGCCUGGGAUUCAGCAACAUGGUGCUAUCAAACGUCUCCCCAGAGGCUCUUGGCCAUAGCUUUCCUGGGUCCCAGGAAAGUUGGGGGCAACGUCAACAGCCAUCAGGGAGCUUUCAUGGGCCACACAGGAGCAGUGGCAUCUUGAGCACAGGCUCAAGCCACCAAAGCAGCAAUCGCCACCAUCACUUAAGUCCUGGGGGUCCAUCUAUGCAGCACAGCUGGGGGCAAGGCAUGCAGGGUGGUGGGGCUCCACAACCUUGGGGCCACCCAUCAGCUGUCUCUCGCAGCAGUGCUGGUGCACAGAACAGCCCCCAAGGAAUGGGGGGGACACAGCCCGGGGGCCACAGUGUGCCGGGCAUGAGCAGGAGUACCAGCGUGACCUCUCAAAUAUCCAACGGAUCCCAUUUUUCCUACACAUAAGUUAAACCGAUGCAAGUCCAACAGUCAGCAGCAACAAAUACCGGGAUGUUGUGUGAAGUGCUUUUCUCAUCGUUGUGGUUCCUGUUUGUCAUCUUCUGGGUGGAGACCAUCGGUGUGUGGCUGUUUCUCUCCAUGUUCUACCAAGACACAGCCUUCUAUCACUGGAGUGAUGGGGUAUUUUCAGAUGAUUCUGGACAGCUGAUAUACAUGUUGAGUAGAGUUGAUACUCACGUGCAGUAAAAGAUGGAGGCCGGUAGAACACGGAGGACUCCUGAAAGAACUCUUGACGUUAGGGCUCUUGCAACCUGCAGGUGGCUGUAGGCUGCGUGCGCAGGCAGGAAGUGAGUCAUCUCCAGCUGCUCGUCGGCGGGACAAGUCAUCUUACAGGGUUUGCUCCCCCCCCCCAAGUCUUGGAAAAUCUAUAUAACAAACUAUCAUGUGAAUCAUGACAUUCAUUGGAGGUCACGCUGGAAAUAACUGAGAGCGGCCUCUGUGCUGUGUUUGUCUUGUUGUGCUGUGUUUACCUGUGUGCUGUUUGUUUGUCUUGUUGUGCUGUGUUUACCUGUGUGCUGUUUGUUUGUCUUGUUGUGCUGUGUUUACCUGUGUGCUGUUUGUUUGUCUUGUUGUGCUGUGUUUACCUGUGUGCUGUUUGUUUGUCUUGUUGUGCUGUGUUUACCUGUGUGCUGUUUGUUUGUCUUGUUGUGCUGUGUUUACCUGUGUGCUGUUUGUUUGUCUUGUUGUGCUGUGUUUACCUGUGUGCUGUUUGUUUGUCUUGUUGUGCUGUGUUUACCUGUGUGCUGUUUGUUUGUCUUGUUGUGCUGUGUUUACCUGUGUGCUGUUUGUUUGUCUUGUGUCAUGAGUGACAUUCCCAGAGCCGUAAAUAAUGCUGAGUCACAUGAUCCCUAAGUGCUGCUGCCCAUCAACCAUCUCCAAGAUCACAGCAGUGAUUGCACUCCGUGAAAAAGGCCGAGCCAUCGUCACGCCAACAUCUGAGGGGGAAACAACGCAAGUGAGGGCCGUCCAUCCCGUGACUGAUCCUGAGUCAGAUCUUUCCAAGCACUGGUGAGGACGCCCACACAUCUGGGGUCCUCCAGCUGCUGGUUAGGAUGUUGUUGAGCACAAAACUCCUGCAGAACCACUCAAGUCUUACUUGCACUUUCAACAUUUAGAAGUAGACACAUCCAGAGGUGCAAACAUCUGUGUCAAUGACUCCUCACAGUUUGUGUCAAAAUAUACCAAAAAAAAUGUAUAACUAAUAAAGUAUUUGCAACCAAAAAUCCUGAUUCGUAACCCAAAAAACUAUUUGAACCCAAAAAGUUGAUUUGCAAGCCGAAAAAUAUUUGCCACCACAAAACGAUGUUUUACUAAAAAAAGAUUUGAAACCAAAAUAAAAUACAUUUUGCGACCAAAAAAAUAUUAAGAAAAGAUUUGCAACCAAAACAAACAAUUUACAAACAAAAAAACAAGAAAAAUUGACCAAACAAUUUAAAAUUUGCAACCCCCCAAAAAAUGUAUGGCCAAAAAACUAUUUGCAACCACGAAAAGAUUUAUCAACAAAAACCAAGAAAAAUAGACCAAAAAAUUGAAGAUUUGCAACCAAGAAAAGUUUUAAAAAAUGUGCAACCCCCAAAAAAAUGUAUGACCAAAAAACUAUUUGCAAGCAAAAAGCCUAAGUUGUAACACAAAAACUAUUUUCACCUAAAAAGAUGAUUCGCAACUAAAGAAAAAAAAACUAUUUGCAACCAAAAAUUCUGAUUCAUAACCCAAAAAACUAUUUUAACCCAAAAAGUUGAUUUGCUAGCAGAAAAAUAUUUGCCACCACAAAACGAUGUUUUACCAAAAAAAUAUUUGAAACAAAAAAAAUACAUUUUGCGACCAAAAAAAUAUUUUGCAACCACGAAAAGAUUUGCAACCAAAAUAAACAAUUUAUCAACAAAAAACAAGAAAAAUAGACCAAAAAAUGGAAGAUUUGUAACCAAAAAAAAGUAUUUUUUGCAACCAAGAAAAGUUUUAAAAAAUUUGAAACCCCCAAUAAAAUGUAUGACCAAAAAACUAUUUGCAAGCAAAAAGCCUAAGUUGUAACACAAAAGCUAUUUUCACCUAAAAAGAUGAUUUGCAACUAAAGAAAAAAACUAUUUGAAACCAAAAAUCCUGAUUCAUAACCCAUAAAACUAUUUGAACCCAAAAAGUUGAUUUGCAAGCAGAAAAAUAUUUGCCACCACAAAACGAUGUUUAACCAAAAAAAGAUUUGAAACCAAAAUAAAAUACAUUUUGCGACCAAAAAAAUAUUAAGAAAAGAUUUGCAACCAAAAGAAACAAUUUACAAACAAAAAAACAAGAAAAAUUGACCAAAAAAUUUGAAAUUUGCAACCCCCAAAAAAAUGUAUGGCCAAAAAACUAUUUGCAACCACAAAACGGUUUGAAACAAAAAAAAAUACAUUUUGCGACCAAAAAAAUAUUUUGCAACCACGAAAAGAUUUGCAACCAAAAGAAACAAUUUAUCAACAAAAAACAAGAAAAAUUGACAAAAAGAUUGAAGAUUUGUAACCAAAAAAAAGUAUUUUUUGCAACCAAGAAAAGUUUUUAAAAAUUUGCAACCCCCAAAAAAAUGUAUGACCAAAAAACUAUUUGCAAACAAAAAGCCUAAGUUGUAACACAAAAGCUAUUUUCACCUAAAAAGAUGAUUUGCAACUAAAGAAAAAAAAACUAUUUUCAACCAAAAAUUCUGAUUCAUAACCCAUAAAACUAUUUGAACCCAAAAAGUUGUUUUGCAAGCAGAAAAAUAUUUGCCACCACAAAACGAUGUUUAACCGAAAAACUAUUUGAAACAAAAAAAAAUACAUAUUGCGACCAAAAAACUAUUUUGCAACCAAAAGAAACAAUUUAUAAACAAAAAACAAGAAAAAUAGACCAAAAAAUUUAAGAUUUGUAACCAAAAAUAAGUAUUUUUUGCAACCAAGAAAAGUUUAAAAAAAAUUCUUUUUGCAACCAAGAAAAGUUUUUUGAAAUUUGCAACCCUCAAAAAAAUGUAUGACCAAAAACUAUUUGCAGCCAAAAAUCCUGAUUCAUAACCAAAAAACUAUUUUAACCCAAAAAGUUGAUUUGCAAGCAAAAAAAUAUUUGCCACCACAAAACGAUUUGAAACAAAAAAAUUAAUUUUGCGACCAAAAAAACAUUUUGCAACCAAGAAAAGAUUUGCAACCAAAAGAAACAAUUUAUAAACAAGAAAAAUAGACCAAAAAUUGAAGAUUUGUAACCAAAAAACUUUUUAUUUUACAGCCAAGAAAAGUUUAAAAAAAUGUCCAACCCCAACAAAUGUAUGACUAAAAAACUAUUUGCAACCCAAAAUCCUGAUUCAUAACCCAAAAAACUAUUUGAACCCAAAAAGUUGAUUUGCAAGCAGAAAAAUAUUUGCCACCACAAAACGAUGUUUUACCAAAAAAGGAUUUGAAACCAAAAAAAAUACAUUUUGCGACCAAAAAAUAUUUUGCAACCAAGAAAAGAUUUGCAACCAAAAGAAACAAUUUAUAAAUAAAAAACAAGAAAAAUAGACCAAAAAAUAGAAGAUUUGUAACCAAAAAAAUAAUAAUUUUGCAGCCAAAAAAAGGUUUUAAAAAUGUGCAACCCCCAAAAAAAUGUAUGACCCAAAAACUAUUUGCAAGCAAAAAUCCUAAAUUGUAACAUAAAAGCUAUUUUCACCUAAAAAGAUGAUUUGCAACUAAAGAAAAAAAAAACUAUUUGCAGCCAAAAAUCCUGAUUCAUAACCCAAAAAACUAUUUGAUCCCAAAAAGUUGAUUUACAAGCAAAAAAAUAUUUGCCACCACAAAACGAUGUUUAACCAAAAAAUUAUUUGAAACACUAAAUGGUCCCUAGUGUGUGAAUGUGAGUGUGAAUGUUGUCUGUCUAUCUGUGUUGGCCCUGUGAUGAGGUGGCGAUAUAAGCGGUAGAAAAUGGACGGAUGGAUGGUUUUGAAACAAAAAAAAAUACAUUUUGCGACCAAAAAACUAUUUUGUAACCAAGAAAAGAUUUGCAACCAAAAAAAACAAUUUAUAAACAAAAAACAAGAAAAAUAGACCAAAAAAUUGAAGAUUUGUAACCAAAAAAAUUAUUUUUUGCAACCAAGAAUAGUUUUUAAAAAUGUGCAACCCCCCAAAAAAAAUGUAUGACCAAAAAACUAUUUGCAACCAAAACUCCUGAUUAAUAACCCAAAAAACUAUUUUACCUCAAAAAGUUGAUUUGCAAGCAGAAAAAUAUUUGCCACCAAAAAACGAUUUAAAACAAAAAAAAAUACAUUUUGCGACCAAAAAACUAUUUUGCAACCAAGAAAAGAUUUGCAACCAAAAGAAACAAUUUAUAAACAAGAAAAAUAGAUAAAAAAAUUGAAUAUUUGAAACCAAAAAACUUUUUAUUUUACAGCCAAGAAAAGUUUAAAAAAAUGUCCAACCCCCAACAAAUGUAUGACCAAAAAACUAUUUGCAACCCAAAAUCCUGAUUCAUAACCCGAAAAACUAUUGUAUCCCAAAAAGUUGAUUUGCAAGCAGAAAAAUAUUUGCCACCACAAAACGAUGUUUUGCCAAAAAAGGAUUUGAAACCAAAAAAAAUACAUUUUGCGACCAAAAAAAUAUUUUGCAACCAAGAAAAGAUUUGCAACCAAAAGAAACAAUUUAUAAAUGAAAACCAAGAAAAAUUGACUAAAAAAUUUAAGAUUUGUAACCAAAAAAAAUUAAUUUUUGCAGCCUAGAAAAGUUUUUUAAAAUUUGCAACAACCAAAAAUGUAUGACCAAAAAACUAUUUGCAAGCAAAAAUCCUAAAUUGUAACACAAAAACUAUUUUCACCUAAAAAGAUGAUUUGCAACUAAAGAAAAAAACUAUUUACAACCAAAAAUCCUGAUUCAUAACCCACAAAACUAUUUAAACCCAAAAAGUUGAUUUGCAAGCAAAAAAAUAUUUGCCACCACAAAAUAAUGUUUCACCAAAAAAUGAUUUAAAACAAACAAAAAUAAAUUUUGCGACCAAAAAACUAUUUUGCAACCAAGGAAAGAUUUGCAACCAAAAGAAACAAUUUAUAAACAAAAAAACAAGAAAAAUAGACCAAAAAAUGGAAGAUUUGUAACCAAAAACAAUUAUUUUUUGCAACAAAGAAAGUUUUUAAAAAUUUGCAACCCCCAAAAAAAUGUAUGACCAAAAAGUUGAUUUUCAACAUGCUAAACACAAAGGAAAAGCUAAACUACUGCUUCUUGUUGAAGUUGUCAUCACACAGAUAAACACAUUUUUGCAUUUUGGAUGAACAUAAAUUGCAUUUUUGUGUUUCUCUGGAAAAAUAAAUUGAAAACAGCACAAAAUCCAAUUUUAUGUCAAUAUUUGAAUAUAAAUAAACCCUUUUUUGUUUGUUUUCAAUUCUGCCAUAU
This is a messenger RNA of Entelurus aequoreus (snake pipefish), 9023 nucleotides long. Its product is annotated as serine/threonine-protein kinase TAO1-like. Gene Ontology annotation, molecular function: ATP binding; protein kinase activity. The transcript has 26 exons. The record is from RefSeq and is a predicted model, not a curated record. Gene Ontology annotation, biological process: execution phase of apoptosis; protein phosphorylation. The coding region runs from base 556 to 3615 and encodes 1019 amino acids. NCBI's taxonomy places the organism in Eukaryota, Metazoa, Chordata, Actinopteri, Syngnathiformes, Syngnathidae.